AUGAAGCAAAGAAAGAACCUUUUUGCUGACAUUAAUUCAGCAGCCGUAAGGAAUAGGAGGACCCCAAAUCGUCACAGUAUUUCCGUUGAGGACGAUGACAAUGAAGAUAAAGUCCACAUCUCAAACUCGAGAUCUUCGCUGCGGAAAGUGUUCUGGUUUUGUUUGGUUUUCAGAUUGAUGAAUGCCUUACUGGUGCAGACAUAUUUCAACCCAGAUGAACAUUGGCAAGCUCUUGAAGUUGCUCAUAGGAUCACUUUCGGGUAUGGCCAUUUGACAUGGGAAUGGAAUAGAGGAAUAAGAAGCUACCUGCAUCCAGUAAUCUUUGCCCUGCUUUAUAAAGUUCUAGCCAUUUUUCAUCUCGAUACCCCUUUGUUCAUGGCUAAAGCUCCUCGAAUACUGCAGUCAAUAUUUUCUGCAGUAGGCGACAUUUACUUGUACAAGCUGUCUGAGAUUGUUUUUGGUGAACCUGUUGCAAAGUGGGCACUCUUUGCACAGUUGUCAAACUGGUUCAUGUUUUUUUGUAUCACACGUACAUUCUCUAAUAACAUGGAGACCGUUCUUACUUUGGCUAGCCUGUAUUACUGGCCGUGCAUAAGAGGUUCAUCUACUAAAAGCCCUGUGACAUCAAGAAGCUGGGCAUUGGCUUUAGCAGCAUUAGCAUGUGCCCUUCGGCCUACAAGUGCUAUUAUAUGGCUUUAUGUUGGCGUUUUGGAGCUUCUCUUGACACGCCAUAGAGUAAAGCUUAUUUUUUUUGAGGUGGUUCCUAUUGGGGGUUUGGUGCUUGGUAUCACUCUUCUAUUGGAUCGUCUGAUGUAUGGCUCUUGGGUUUUCGUUCCUGUUAAUUUUCUUAAGUUUAAUUUCCUUUCCUCCGGGGGAGACUACUAUGGAACUCAUCCAUGGCACUGGUACUUCACUCAGGGAUUUACGGUCAUGCUUUCGACAUUCCUACCAUUUAUGGUAGCUGGCAUUGUCAUGUCCAAGAAAUGGAAGUUAUCUGGACUUAUUGCUUGGGUAUUAGGAAUCUACAGUUUACUUGGUCACAAAGAGUUCAGGUUCGUCCUGCCUGUGCUUCCAAUAGCCUUGAUGUUCUCCGGGUACGCCCUAGCCAAAUUGGGACGGAUUGGUCACUCAAAUGGCCGGAAUAAAACUCCUAGGACCAGCUCCCCCUUAAAGAAACAACUAGCUGUGGCGUUGAUUCUUGCUACCAACAUUCCAAUGGCUCUUUACAUGAGUAUGGUUCAUCAGCGAGGAACGGAGGAUGUCAUGUACUAUCUAGCAAACAACAUUGUUGAUGGAAAAGUGAAAAGCAUCCUUUUUCUCACCCCUUGCCAUGCUACACCAUACUACUCAACCCUACAUCAUGAGAUACCUAUGCGGUUCUUAGAUUGUACUCCUAGCGAGGAAAAGGGAAUUCAAGAUGAGUCAGACAAGUUCCUGAUGGAUCCAGUUGGUUUCACUACGGAAUUCUCAAAGAAUUGGUCGAUACCCAGUCACAUCGUAUUGUUUGAUUCACAGGAAAAGUUACUGAAAGAUUUUCUUGUUUCACAUAAUUUUCAUGAGGUGAAAAGAUUCUUCCAUGCUCAUUUCAACGUUGACCGAGAACUUCAAGCAUCGAUUGUUCUAUAUGCUUUGAAUGGCCUAUGA
Molecule: messenger RNA, 1644 nt
Organism: Oldenlandia corymbosa var. corymbosa
Lineage: Eukaryota; Viridiplantae; Streptophyta; Magnoliopsida; Gentianales; Rubiaceae
Source: the annotation of a GenBank genome assembly